GCUUGUGUGAGUUCAUGUGUGUGUGUUCGCGCGCAGGGGGGGGUUAGGGCCCCCGCGAGAUGAAAGGUGUGCGCCCCCCCUCUGCUUAACAUUGAUGCGGGUCUAUUAUCAUGCAGGGACCAGUGACAUCCGAUUUUACACGACGAGAAACACCCACGGAAAUCCUCAGAGCACCUUCUUCAGCUCUUUCUGCUCCGGCUGUGCGGCGGUGACGCGGCGGAUCAUGGACACCAGGCCUGUCCGAAGAAGAAGAACCGGUGCUGCGCGGCAUCUGUUGCUGGCAGCCGCUUUCCUCGCCUGCAGCUCCCAACUGCUGCUGGUAGAUGCCAACUCAUGGUGGUCACUAGCACUGACCCCGAUCCAGCGGCCAGAGAUGUACAUCAUCGGAGCUCAGCCUCUCUGCAGUCAGCUGUCAGGUCUCUCCCAGGGCCAGAGGAAGCUGUGCCAGCUCUACCAGGACCACAUGAUCCAUAUAGGAGACGGAGCCAAGACCGGCAUCAAGGAGUGCCAGUACCAGUUCAGACAGAGGAGGUGGAACUGCAGCACUGUGGAUAACACAUCUGUGUUUGGACAGGUCAUGCAGAUCGGCUCCAGAGAAACAGCCUUCACGUACUCCAUCAGUGCUGCCGGAGUGGUCAACGCUAUCAGCCGAGCGUGUCGUGAAGGCGAGCUCUCCACCUGUGGCUGCAGCCGAACCGCCCGACCUCGCGACCUGCCACGUGAUUGGCUGUGGGGAGGCUGCGGCGACAACGUGCACUAUGGCUACCGAUUCGCCCGGGAGUUUGUGGAUGCCAGGGAGAGGGAGAAGAAUUACCCACGAGGCUCUGUUGAGCACGCUCGGACUCUGAUGAACCUGCAGAAUAAUGAAGCAGGGAGACAGGCGGUGUAUAACCUCGCAAAUGUGGCCUGUAAGUGUCAUGGCGUCUCAGGUUCCUGCAGCCUGAAGACCUGUUGGCUCCAGCUGGCUGACUUCAGACGUGUUGGAGAGUUCCUGAAGGAGAAGUACGACAGUGCAGCGGCCAUGCGUAUCGGACGAAAGGGUAAGCUGGAGUUGGUAGACAAGCGCUUCAAUGCGCCAACCCCGGCGGAUCUAGUCUACACUGACUCCAGCCCGGACUACUGCCUCCGCAACGAAACCACAGGCUCACUUGGCACUCAAGGCCGCCUCUGCAACAAAACUUCAGAGGGCAUGGACGGCUGUGAGCUCAUGUGCUGCGGCAGAGGAUAUGACCAGUUCAAGACCUACAAGCACGAGCGCUGCCACUGCAAGUUCCACUGGUGCUGCUACGUCAAGUGCAAGCGCUGCACGUCGCUGGUGGACCAGUUUGUGUGUAAAUAACACGCCGAGGGAUGAUGGAUGGAUGGAAGUGGAUGCAAAAGAAAGAGAGGGAGGAUGAUGGAUGAAAAGGAGCAUGUUCAGAGUUUGGUUCAGGAUAAGCUAGGACAUUUUCAGACAGAUUUUCUUUCACUUCCAUUUUAUCAAGAUCUCCUCACUUUUACUGAUGAAUGAGUACACUGAAAGCAAUGAAGAGCGUUUUCUUCCACGAUUUUUGGACAACUCUGGUGCCAGUUUCUCAUCACUUUCCACAUAAUAUCCUGAUCAAACCCCUGAAGGAAGGACAGACAGAAAGAAGGACGGACAAAAAAAUCAAGUAGGACAAAAAAAGGAUAAAUGGACCUUGAAAGUGGAACAGCUGGAUCCCACAUAAAAAAGGGGGGACACAUGCGACUAGUGUGAUGAAUAUGAGAGAUGAAAUAAAUAUAUAAAUAAAUAAUAAAUAAACAUACAGCUCUGAUUGUUAUUUAAAGAGACUCGGACAAACUUAGAGGCACAGUUUGGACCCAUUUAACGUAUGUGUUGGAGGAAUUCGACGAAUCAUCACGCCAUUUGCCGAACUUUUGACCUUUUAACCCUGCAAGAGGAAUCCUGGCAUGCGUGAGUUGUGCUGACAUUGCUCAUACAACACAGAGAGAACACCAGAAUUGCAGACUGAAACAGACGGAUGACAGCGAGCAGCGGAUAAAAGCGAGGGAAUACAAAAAGAAGGGAAACUGUAAAGCAACAUAAAUGAGGACUUUGAGCGCCUAUAUUGCAACAAUUUUCACGACUUUUUGGAAAACUGAAGCACAGAAAAACUCCAGCUGUAGAUGUUUGUACAAAAGUGUAAAAAAAGGGAAGUGACAACACUUAAUCUGUGCAUCAAAUAAGGGCUAAUAACCUGCAGAUCACUCUUUCUCCAUUUGUCUCAAAGUAAUUGCUCCUGUUAGAGAUUCACAGCACCUGGGAGAUGACAAGUGCGUCUGCUCCGCUUAAUGAGGCUUGCCCGAUUUCAGCCAUCUUGACAACGGCGUCCGUUUAAACAAGCAGCUCACAUCAGCAGUCCAACUCCACGACCUUCAUGUGACAGUGAAGUGAGCGGAGCCUCCAUUAGUGAGAUUAAUGUGCCGUGUCUGCCUUAAUGAAGCUGCACUAAGAGACACUGAGAGUGGACCUCUUCAUCUCGUGUUAUGCAACUUGUUAUGUCAACUAAAAGCCAACUAAACGGCAUCUAUUUUUGACAACAAUUUAACAUCUUAUUAUUCUGUUUUAACAUGAAUUUUGCAAUCUGUAUGGGCUUCAUUGAGCAUGUUGUAAAAGUGUAAAUGUAAUCCAGUCAAACAAUGCACAAACAUGAAGAGGACAGACCAUGCUGUGGAAAAAGUGUCAAAGAAAAGAAUCAGAAAGGACUGCAAUUAAUUUUAUGCUACUUUAAAAAGAAAAAGUAGUUGAUCAGAACAGAAGGUAUAUUUUGAUAUUGUUUUUAAUUCCUGUUUUCUAUGUUUUAUACAUGACUAUUAUUGUGUAUUCUUUUGAUAAACUAGUCUACUACAACGAG
Molecule: messenger RNA, 2876 nt
Organism: Notolabrus celidotus (New Zealand spotty)
Lineage: Eukaryota; Metazoa; Chordata; Actinopteri; Labriformes; Labridae
Gene: wnt5b
Product: wingless-type MMTV integration site family, member 5b
Exons: 7
Coding region: 95-1339 (414 amino acids)
Biological process (GO): neuron differentiation; multicellular organism development; canonical Wnt signaling pathway
Cellular component (GO): extracellular region
Molecular function (GO): frizzled binding; cytokine activity
Source: RefSeq, a predicted model, not a curated record